This is a messenger RNA of Symbiodinium sp. CCMP2592, 1575 nucleotides long. NCBI's taxonomy places the organism in Eukaryota, Dinophyceae, Suessiales, Symbiodiniaceae. The record is from the annotation of a GenBank genome assembly.
AUGUUCUUCACCCGGCUGCUGCACGAAUUUCUCUUCGCCCAACAGCCCUGGGGAGCCGGGAGUUUCGUGCCGAGCACGGACAUCCGCUUGCAGCCUGCCGCCCUCCACUGCAGUCGCCUCGUGAUGCUCCAUGUCUUAGCGAACCCCUGUUUUCGGCAAGGCUGCGAGGAGACGGCAGACAGGAUGAUGUUUGCUGUCGGACGCAAUGCGCGUAUCACGAGGGAGAUGGCCCUGCUCGGCCCUGCUGCAGUUCAAAUGGUUGCGGAGCUGCUAAUGAAGUUGCAGUCCCAGAAAGAGGUCUGUCUGGAAGCGGUGACCUCCCUAACUCGCUUAUGGCUCAUCCUCCUGCAGCCUUGGAAAGCUCCGCGGCUCUACGCGUGGUACCUGACCCUGCGUCCGACGGAACCGCGGUUAGAGCCGCCGCAGCCCAGUACGACGAAGACAACGAGGCCUGUUGAUGUCGCACUUCUGGGCAUGGAGCCGGAGACCACUGGGGAGCCACCGGUGCCGCUGGUCCCAAAGGAGGCACUGGAGGAGCUACAGAGCUCCGUCAGCGCUGGCACGAGAUUUGCGGCUGCCGCGGGGCUGACCUCUGCCGGCCUGGCUAUGGCAGCAUCCACCGCCGCGACCUCCCAGCUGGUUCCAGGCGAAGGGGACCCGUCCUCUUGGCGCAACUACGUCCGUGGCUUUCAGGGCGCAUACCUCCUGCUGGAAGCCAUCCUGUGCACGCCCUUGCAUGCCGAGCUUUGUUUGGAGCUGGUACGCCAUGGGGCGGGUUGGGACCGGAACGACAGCAUCUUUGCGAAUGUGGGGCUGACGGCUGCCAGGCCCUCUUCUGCAGGGAAUUGGGGCAACUCGCCGUCUCCUACAGCGGCCCAGCUCUUGAGGCAGCGCCACGCCAUUCAGGCGUUGAAGGCCUUGGGGCAAACUCUCCUCGCCUUCGAUGGCCAGCUCCUGCAGAUUCUGCAGAAACUGCCGCCUGACUCCGGCCAGUGGCUGGCUGAGCGAGGGAUUCCGCUCGAGUCACCGAUGCUCCCCAUCUUCGAGGAGAACAGCAUCCGGCCGCAGCUGAUGCGAGCCGUUUCCAUCACUUGGGCGGCUCUGCUCUCAGCAGCCAGCGUCCUGGAACUUCAGCCGUUGCUUGCGGCGAUUUCCCGGCAGCUGCAACAUGCAUCUCUGUGGGUUCCCGGCCGUUUUCCGGCGCUGGAGGACACGAACAAGCAUCGGCCGUUUGCACAACAAGUGCUGCAAGAGCUGGGACAGGGCUCGUCCCUUGCCUCCAGCUCACCACCAAGAGCUCCCUCCGCAGCGGUUGCGGCGCAGACGGCAGCUGCGACGUUGCCGUCCGUGGAAUUCACGGGCUCCGAGUGGCAGCGUCCGCUUAGGGGUGGCGAGUUCGAGCCGUUCCUGUGCCUGUCGUACUGGCUGGCCAACGCCAUAGACCAGGCACUGGGUCGCCCACCGCUGCGCACGGGCUGUGGCCCCGUGCCGCAGACCGAGUGGCCCCGCAUGUUUGCCAACUGGAAGCUCACGAUUUGCGUGAAUCUCAUCCUUUUCUUGGCACUCUGGUGGUGA